Molecule: messenger RNA, 3808 nt
Organism: Erigeron canadensis
Lineage: Eukaryota; Viridiplantae; Streptophyta; Magnoliopsida; Asterales; Asteraceae
Product: cellulose synthase-like protein D4
Exons: 3
Coding region: 195-3536 (1113 amino acids)
Biological process (GO): plant-type primary cell wall biogenesis; cellulose biosynthetic process
Cellular component (GO): plasma membrane; trans-Golgi network
Molecular function (GO): mannan synthase activity; cellulose synthase (UDP-forming) activity
Source: RefSeq, a predicted model, not a curated record
ACUUUUUCUUUUGGAAAGUAACAAUAAGUAACUACUUUCUCCUAUUAUUUCGAGGGCUCAAUACCCUUCCAUUCUUUGUUUGAGUAGCAAUUACCGGAUUAAUUCACCAAACUAGACAAUACUGGAGAAAACCAAAUAGAGAGAACAUUCACAUGGCAUAAAAAUGAAAUCUGAUCAGACUAGGUGGUGAGGGAAUGGCAAGUUCCCAACCAUCUAAGAAGGCAAUAAAGAGCACUGGAGGAAACAGUGGUGUAUCCUCAGGCCAGUCUGUAAAAUUUGCCCGGCGAACUUCAAGUGGACGUUAUGUCAGCUUAUCAAAAGAUGAUGUUCAGACAUCAGAUGAGCAAUCUGGGGAUUACACAAACUACACGGUUCAUAUUCCGCCAACCCCUGACAAUCAACCAACAGAGACAUCAGUGGCUACAAAAGCUGAAGAACAAUACGUUUCUAAUUCGCUUUUUACUGGAGGUUUCAAUAGCGUUACACGAGCCCAUCUCAUGGACAAGGUGAUUGAUUCGGAGGUAAGCCAUCCGCAAAUGGCUGGAUCCAAAGGCUCAUCAUGUGCCAUGCCGGCUUGUGAUGGCAAGGUCAUGAAGGAUGAACGAGGAGUUGAUAUUGAUCCUUGUGAAUGCAGGUUUAAGAUUUGUAGAGAUUGUUUUCUAGAUGCACAAAAAGAGACUGGAUUAUGUCCGGGAUGUAAAGAACCUUAUAGAACAAAUGAUGGUGAUGACGACUCACCCAUGGGAACAUUGUCACUUCGUGGGCAGGAUGGUAAACGUACAUCGCUGAUGAAGAGGAACCAGAAUGGGGAAUUCGAUCAGAACAAAUGGCUGUUUAAUGAGACAUCGGGUACUUAUGGAGUUGGAAAUGCGUAUUGGCCACCGGAUGGUAGUGAUGGGAAGAAUGGUGGUGGUGGUCUUGGAGACCCAGCUGACAAACCAUGGCGACCACUCACACGGAGAAUUCCAAUUUCAACGAGUAUCAUUAGUCCUUAUAGAUUAUUGAUAGCGGUUCGUUUUAUUGUUUUGUGUUUCUUUUUAACGUGGAGAGUUUCACACCCGAAUAACGAUGCAAUUUGGCUGUGGUUCAUGUCUAUUGUCUGCGAGAUCUGGUUCGCAUUUUCUUGGAUCCUCGAUCAGGUACCAAAACUUUGUCCGAUAAAUCGGUCUGUAGAUCUCCAACUGCUUCAUGAUAAGUUUGAUACAGCUGACAAAACCAAUAAUCCCAAGGGUCGAUCAGAUCUCCCUGGUGUUGAUUUCUUUGUUUCAACCGCUGACCCUGAAAAGGAGCCUCCACUUGUCACCGCCAACACCAUCCUCUCUAUCCUGGCCGUUGAGUAUCCAGUUGAGAAGAUUGCUUGCUACAUAUCUGAUGAUGGUGGUGCAUUAUUGACCUUUGAGGCGAUGGCGGAAGCUUGCAGCUUUGCUGAUUUGUGGGUACCUUUUUGCCGGAAACACGACAUCGAACCACGAAAUCCUGAUACAUAUUUCUCAUUAAAAGGUGAUCCAACCAAGAACAAGAAACGGUUGGAUUUUGUUAAGGACCGGAGGAGGGUGAAACGGGAAUAUGAUGAAUUCAAAGUGAGGAUAAAUAACUUGCCAGAUUCAAUAAGGAGAAGAUCCGAUGCAUUUAAUGCUAGGGAGGAGAUGAAGGUUAUAAAAUCCAUUCGGGAGAGUGGUAUUGACCCGACUGAGCCAAUAAAGGUAAAACGGGCCACUUGGAUGGCCGAUGGCACUCAUUGGCCUGGUACUUGGGCUAACCCGAGCCCUGAUCAUGCCAAAGGUGAUCAUGCUGGUAUCUUACAAGUAAUGUUGAAGCCUCCAUCCCCUGACCCCUUACAAGGGUCGGGGGAAGAUAGUCUUGUUGACUAUUCAGAUGUCGAUAUAAGAUUACCGAUGUUUGUGUAUAUGUCACGAGAAAAGCGGCCUGGUUAUGACCAUAACAAGAAAGCUGGGGCCAUGAACGCACUUGUGCGUUCAUCAGCGGUCCUGUCCAAUGGGCCAUUCAUCUUAAACUUAGACUGUGAUCAUUAUGUUUACAAUCGUAUGGCGGUUCGAGAAGGAAUUUGUUUUAUGAUGGACCGUGGUGGUGAAGAUAUUUGUUACAUUCAAUUUCCACAACGGUUUGAAGGAAUUGAUCCUUCAGAUCGUUAUGCCAAUCACAAUACGGUGUUCUUUGAUGGGAACAUGCGUGCACUUGAUGGAGUGCAAGGGCCUUUUUAUGUGGGAACAGGGUGUAUGUUUAGACGAUUUGCAUUGUAUGGGUUUGACCCACCAAAAGCUGAGAUACUGGCACAUGAAAAGAAGGGCGGUGAUGGUACUGAAUCAGCCACCGAGACACAAAAAUUGAAGGCAACUGAUUUCGACCCAGAUCUUGAUGUUAAUGAACUACCAAAACGAUUUGGAAAUUCGACCCUUUUGGCGAAUUCGAUACCUGUGGCUGAGUUUCAAGGUCGACCUAUUGCUGACCACCCAGCGGUCAAGUAUGGUCGACCUCCUGGUAUCCUUCGGAAUGUUCGAGAACAACUUGAUGCUACCACAGUUGCUGAAGCUGUUUCUGUCAUCUCUUGUUGGUAUGAGGACAAAACAGAAUGGGGUGAUCGAGUGGGAUGGAUUUAUGGAUCAGUGACAGAAGAUGUGGUAACGGGGUAUCGAAUGCACAACCGUGGGUGGCGGUCCAUCUACUGUCUCACAAAACGAGAUGCUUUCCGUGGCUCUGCACCUAUUAAUCUCACUGAUAGACUCCACCAAGUGCUCAGGUGGGCCACUGGUUCCGUCGAAAUUUUCUUCUCAAGAAACAAUGCUUUUCUAGCUUCCAAACGCCUCAAAUGGCUACAACGUUUAGCUUACCUAAAUGUUGGUCUCUACCCAUUCACAUCUCUUUUUCUCAUCGUUUAUUGUUUUCUCCCAGCACUCUCACUAUUAUCCGGUCAUUUCAUAGUCAAAAAUCUCAAUGCCACCUUCUUAAUCUACCUCUUAUUGAUGACAUUAUGCUUGAUUGGACUUGCGGUGCUGGAAGUGCGAUGGUCCGAAGUGUCUUUAGAAGAUUGGUGGCGGAACGAGCAGUUUUGGCUAAUUUCCGGCACAAGCUCACAUUUAGCAGCCGUGGUUCAAGGACUAUUGAAGGUGAUUGCAGGGAUUGAGAUAUCAUUUACUUUAACCUCAAAAGCCGUUGAAGACAGUGAUGAUGUUUACGCCGAGUUAUAUCUAGUGAAAUGGACGUCACUUAUGAUUCCACCUAUUGUUAUAGCAAUGCUUAACGUUCUCGCGAUGGUGGUUGCUUUCUCCCGGACGAUUUACAGCAUAAACCCACAGUGGGGCAAGUUCAUCGGUGGUGCGUUUUUCAGUUUUUGGGUUUUGGCACAUUUGUAUCCGUUUUUCAAAGGGUUGAUGGGGAGGAGAGGGAAGACACCGACGAUUGUAUUUGUAUGGUCUGGGCUUAUUGCUAUCACACUUUCAUUGUUGUGGGUAGCUAUUAACCCUAGCACAGGACCGAGUGAUGCUGCUGCCGGAGGUUCUAAUUUUAAGUUUCCUUAAAAAGAAUAACAUGUUUGUUUGUAAAGUUAUAGCCUGGCCUUCGGCUUCUUACAGGUAGAGCCUUUCGAAGUUUUCUCAAAUUAUGUGUAGUUCAAAGGUUUUUGUUUUUGGUUUAAUAGUUUAGUGUAAGCAAACACUAGAAAUUUACUUGUGAUGCACCACAACGAAUAUGUUUCAGUGUUUCCAGAGUGGAUAGGGUGACAGGCAUUUUGCCAACCAUCGAUUUUGUAUGGUGGUUCGUGAUAGUUGUAUGAAAGGAAAUUGCAGUAGAA